Messenger RNA from Lithohypha guttulata, 2244 nucleotides. RefSeq lists its product as uncharacterized. The transcript is spliced from 2 exons. NCBI's taxonomy places the organism in Eukaryota, Fungi, Ascomycota, Eurotiomycetes, Chaetothyriales, Trichomeriaceae. Gene Ontology annotation, biological process: carbohydrate metabolic process. The record is from RefSeq and is a predicted model, not a curated record. The coding region runs from base 1 to 2244 and encodes 747 amino acids.
AUGCCUCAGCAGUGGAACACCAAAACUUAUGGAGAGCAAAACGAUAGUAUACCUUAUCACAGGCUGAACAAGACACUAUUCCCACUCAAAUUCCAGCCACUGCCUCUUGGGACCAUUAAGGCUCAAGGAUGGUUUCAGCAGCAGUUGGACUUGAUGGCGGAAGGAAUGCCGGGUCGCAUGCAUGAAUUCUAUCGACUAGUCAAGGAUGCCACAUGGGGAGGUGGAAAAGAAGAGUACAGUAUCUUGAAUGAAGCAUGGCCGUACUAUAUCAAUGGUCUUGUGCCACUAGCUUUCGCCGUCGACAACCCACAAGUACUUGACGCGGUCAACAGACAAAUAUUCUAUGUUCUGCUCAAGCAGUUUCCAGACGGUUGGCUCGGGCCAGAAGCAGAUGUGCCUACAAGGAACUUUUGGGGUCGUUACCCUUUCUUUCUGGCGGCAGCACAAUACGUUGAAGCGGCUGGUGCAGCCGAAUCGCAACAAAUGCUAGAGGCUAUGCAUCGGUUCGUCAAUAUUAUGCACUCCAUGCUGAAGAAUGACCAUCAGGGCUAUGUAUGGAGAGAGGGCGACCACUUCGAUGAGCAAUGGGGUCGAUCUCGUGCUGCAGACAUGGUACUCGCUCUUCAAUGGCUUUAUGAGAACCAUCCAGAUAACAAUCAAGAAAGAAUUCACGAAUGUAUGUUCUUGAUCUACACAAAGGCCUAUGACUGGUCAUGGUGGUUUAGAGACGACGUUUUCUUGAAAAACGACAUUGAAUCGUAUCCAGACGAGCUGAUCGAUCCGCUUUUCCCCUUCCUACAUGUUGUCAAUACAGCGCAAGGAUUGAAAUCACCUGCCGUGAUGGGAAGAUUGCUUCACGACCAGGCACUGUUCGAUAGCUCUCGCCGAGGCGUGCAGCUCACUUUCGACCAUCACGGAGUUUCAUCCGGUGCCAUCAUCGGAGAUGAAAGAAUGUCUGGCAACUCUGCCACACGUGGCUCGGAGCUAUGCUCAGUGGUCGAAGCAAUGUUCUCUCUCAGCACAUUGUAUCAAAUCCUCGGCGACGCUUCCUUUGCAGAUCGUCUCGAAAAGGCCGCCUUCAAUGCCAUGCCUGCAAUGAUCAUGCCCGACUGGUGGGCUCAUCAAUACGUGGCUCAAAUCAAUCAGCCAUACUCUUACGAGAUACCCGACACUCACUUCUGGAACGUCGGCCCAUGGGGUGUCACGUUCGGCGUCGAGCCGAACUAUCCCUGCUGUGCCGUCAACUUUCCUCAAGGUUAUCCCAAGCUCCUGUCUAGCUCAUGGGUCCGAACACCCGAAAACAACGGUAUCGCUCACGUGGUUCUGAUCCCCAGCGAAAUCAAGACGGUGCUGAAGCAGGCACAUGUCUCGAAUCACGUUCAUAUACGCUGCAACACCAACUAUCCCUUCACACAACUACUCGAAUACCAUGUCGAAGCACAGGAGUCAUUUAGCUUUUCCUUCCGUGUGCCCGAAUGGGUAGACCUAAACAACCCAAAGACAGGUAUCUACCUCGACAAGUCAACCGACCUCCACCACACCCAUCAUCCCACAGCCCAAAAGCCACUACCCUCGAGACCACCCCCUGGACCUCCCGCCCCGCUUAAACCAGACCCACACACAGGCCUCCACACCAUCUCCCUCCCAGCAGGAUUACUCCACUUCACCGUCUACCUUUCCCCUUCCUCCAACACAAAACCAACCAUCCACCAACGCCCCAACAACGCCGUCGCACUAACACACGGAGCUCUCCUCUUCGCCCUCAACAUACCCAGUGAUUCCAUCCCUCGCCGCCCAGCAAAUUACCAGCGUGAAGGCGAAGCACCGCCCCAAGCGAAUGAUUGGACUAUCGUGCCUCUUACUGAGAACAAUACAUCGUCGUUGUUAGUUCCAUGGAACAUUGCCAUCGACCCAUCAACCGCGCGUGUCCACGAACACGAGAACCUCUCCUCCAAUCUCUCCUCGUCAACCAACAGCACCUCCCCCUUCACCUCCUCCCCCAUCACCAUAACAGUCACCGCCUGCGAGAUCUCCUGGCCUCUGACCGCUCCGAUCCAAUACGAAGACCAUAAUAGCGAAAAACGCGCAGUCAGAGGUGGGUAUCCUGUGGAACCGCCUAGACCUGAUCCGAAGACUGGUAAGCACGAGUGUAUUGGAGAGGCGUUUGAGGUUGAGCUGAGGCCGUUUGGGGGUGCGAAGAUUCGGAUGGCAGAGUUUCCGGUUGUGGAUUUGGGAGGGAGAUAG